AUGGAUCAUGCUAACAUUAUCGACACCGACGAAGCCGCAUACGCGAUGGCUGUGGCCUCUCAAGGCAAGGGCAAAGGCAAGGGUAGGAAGAAAUCGAAUGAUACCCGCGCGAGCAGUCCCACAAAGCCGACGAAGACGACCAUAGAACCAACGAAAGCAAAGUCAAAGACCCCAGCAAGUCCGACAUCGCCUACAACUCCCACCUCGACGCAAGCUUCCGCACCCAAGUUCUACGAAGCGAAUGGCUUGAAGAUUCCGCUCUAUAGUCAAAACGGCCUGGGUAACAAGAAGAGGCUCAACGCUCGCUUGUCCAAGACUCUUCUCAAAUACAACACGGACGAGCUACUCGAUAUCGUUGGGCAGUAUGCAGGUGCAGAUAAGAGGCAAGAACUAAAGAAUAAGGGACUAGCAAAGACGAUGCUUGCAAACUGGAUUGAAGAGAAGGAAACACUUGCUCUUGGACGCAAUCCGAAGUCGGAACUGUCUUUUGCAGAUGAUCAAGAAAAAGCCGAGCAGUCCGAUGAUGUCGCUUCCUUAGCACCCACUACCGCAACAUCUUCUAGCCUAAAUACUAGGAAGUAUACCGCUACAACUCCCGCCUCCAACAGCCACGGAGUUUAUCCGCCAACCUCGACCAAAGGCGAUGAUAUAUUCGGCCAGCCCCGUCAGCUGAAGAGAAGCGCACCUGGUAGGUCACGGGACGACCAACCACCCGCGAAGUUACAGAAGCGUGACGUAACAACAAACUUGAGUAUUACAGAUAUUGAGAAUUUGGAUAAGAAACGCUCGAUAGACAAGUCAGUCGACGACGUUAUACCAACGCUUUCGCAAACGAACACGCAAACAGCCGCGUAUAACGACAGAGAUCAUGAUAUAUACCACCAGAACGCUUUCUUCAACGGCACUGACAUGAAUCCGUCUGAUCCCGACCGCUCUUCGAUAAUAGUCCGAGGUGACGAUGAGGAUCGCGUGUUGACUACUACCUCUCAUGAGACGUUUCGCGGGCCCGUGACAUACCUCUUUGAGACAACAAUACCCCACAAUGUUCCCAGCCCCCCUUCAAGAAUCUCUCCACCUCUCAUUCCAUACUUGAAGGAAGGAUUACAUGGUCGUAACGGCGAUUUCCAAGACGACCCCGACCGCCGCACUGGUGUAGGCCAUCAGAUUGAACCAGAAGACCAACUCAAGUGGGACGAAUACAAGAACUUCCACGGCACAAUCUACCAACAGUUUCCACACUACCCAGCCACGGUUACAGCUGAGAUGAAGAAGGCAUGGAACCAAUGGCAUAGAUGGUAUGGUGACUUCACGGAAAAGUAUCCUGGGUAUGCGGUAUCUCACCUUUGGCCUUGUGGGUGCGAGGUGGCCAGAGAUGAGGAUGAGAGUGAGGAGGACUAG
Messenger RNA from Alternaria arborescens, 1398 nucleotides. RefSeq lists its product as hypothetical. Lineage: Eukaryota; Fungi; Ascomycota; Dothideomycetes; Pleosporales; Pleosporaceae. The record is from RefSeq and is a predicted model, not a curated record. The coding region runs from base 1 to 1398 and encodes 465 amino acids. The transcript is spliced from 3 exons.